CAAACGGACGAUCUUUUGGAAGAUAUGCUAAAACGGUUUCGUCACGAUGAUUUAGAUGUCUGGUUCAUUUAUGAGCAACAUUUGCUGCAAACAGAACGACCUGAGAAAGCACGAAAUGUGCUUGUUUUGAGUCGUUUUGCACAACUGGAAUUCAAAUUUGGUGAUAUGGAACAAAGCAAAACAAUUUUUGAAAGUGUUUUAAAUUCGUUCCCAAAGAAAACUGAUGUGUGGACUGUUUAUAUUGAUCUAUUAACCAAAUCUGGAAGAAUUGACGACGCAAGAAAGUUACUCGAGCGAGUCACUGCACUUGAAUUAUCUACCCAUAAAAUUCGGUUAUUUUAUCGGAAAUGGAUGAAUCUAGAGGAGAAGUAUGGUGACGAAAAUCGCUUAGAUAAUAUAUUUGCAAUGCGAAUGAAGCAAUUUCGCAAAGAUUUGGCAUAA
Molecule: messenger RNA, 441 nt
Organism: Thelazia callipaeda (thelaziosis nematode)
Lineage: Eukaryota; Metazoa; Nematoda; Chromadorea; Rhabditida; Thelaziidae
Source: the annotation of a GenBank genome assembly